Lepisosteus oculatus (spotted gar) is the source of this 5252-nucleotide messenger RNA. RefSeq names its product inositol polyphosphate-4-phosphatase type II B (gene inpp4b). The record is from RefSeq and is a predicted model, not a curated record. Gene Ontology annotation, cellular component: cytoplasm. Lineage: Eukaryota; Metazoa; Chordata; Actinopteri; Semionotiformes; Lepisosteidae. Gene Ontology annotation, molecular function: phosphatidylinositol-3,4-bisphosphate 4-phosphatase activity.
GUUCUAGUUCAGGGAUAGGCAAAGCAGGUCCUUGAAUAGCCCAAAUUGAACUAUUUAAGAGAAUACGUCUUAACAGCAUUAUUUGAGCCUUUUACUAGAAAGGUGUCGCUAAAAGCUGCAGGAUCCCGUACCUGAGGGCCAGGCUUACCUAAAUGUGGAUGAAAUGAUCAUGAUGACUUCCAAGAUCUGACCGUGGAAGCAGACAGACUACAGUAAGAUAUGAUGACUUGGGCAGGACUUAAUAAAAAGCUGCUGACUACUUGGAGUUGCUGCUAAACUUCCAUACCUACCAUUCAAGGAGCCUAGAUUACCUUGGACAGAGCUGUGGAGAGGAGGAUGAGGUUCAACGCAACACAACUUGCUUUUCUUGCUAAAGGACCCUCUGGAAGCUUCGACAGAGAAGGCAGGCUUAAAGUGUGCCGAGUGCCCUUGAGCAAUUCAGAAAAGUCGCAAGACACUAGAGAGAGAUGGUGCCGUCUGAAAGGGAACCUGCUCUUUUUAAUGAAAAAAUCAAUCCAGAAGUCUGACCCAGUCGAAGUAGUCGUCCUGGAACGAUGUCACAUUGUGGAAGGAAGAGAUAACAGAAAGGCUUCAUUAAGCAUUAAGUUUGAGAGUGGUGAACCAGAUCUUUACCUCGAAGCCUUCAGCAAAUCUGACUGCAAAUCCUGGAUUGCGGCACUCCGAGAGGCAAACUCUGAAGGUUUGCAAAAAAGGAUCCGGCACCUUCAGCAGCUCAUCAUGGAAAUUCAAGGCAGCGAGCCGGCAGACAGCCUAGGGAGGGAAAUAACCCAGGCAGCUGGUGCAGUAAUGAUUCCAAAGCUGCCGAAUGUGGAGUUUAGCCUAGCAUGCAGGGAGCUUGCCGCCCCAGCCAGAGAAAGGAAACCCAAUGCUGUUGUGCAGAUUGCUGUUACCAACACGCAAGAGCAAAGCCUGACGACUUACACCAGCACUGAAAUAGUUGAGGGAACAAGAGACCCACUGUUUCUGACUGGUGUGACAUUCCCUCCAGAAUACCCCAUUUGUGAGGAAACUCGGGUCAAACUAACAGUCUAUGAUGUGAAGGAUAAAUCCCAAGAAACGAGAAGCUUCCUGGGCAGCACUACAUUUUCAGUAGGGGACUUGUUGAAGUCAAAAGAACAGCAGUUAACCCUUAGCCUAAGGACAUCAGAUGGUACCAACACUGUGGGCACUGUAGUGGUCAGCCGUUUCAAGAUGGGCGAGAUAGAGGAUGGAGAAGUGGAUCAAAUUGCAACAGAUGCACAGGGACAGAAGUGUACUCUAGUGUGUGAGUCAGCUUCACAUGGAACGACGAAUGACAAAGCUGGCAACCCUCUGAUGAAUGCUGUAUUUAAAAAUCCAGUCUGCAAAGUGUACAGAUUUCAGACUGUUGACAACAAGUGGAUGCUGGUUCGAGAGCAGAUGGCCGAGUGCACUUUGUCUUUUAACAUACCCAAACAGCUGAUUACACUUUACAUACAGGAAGACAUGAGAAGGAUACAGGAGUUAAAAGACCUGGGUGACCUUUCUCCUCACUGGGAAAAUCUCCGUAAGGAAGUGAUCAGUCAUUAUGGUCAGAUGAUCAGUAGCUACCAGGAAACUCUCACUGAAAUGAGCAAGCUAACAGGGUCAUCUUUCAAACCAAGCUGCAGUAAAGCGGACAAAUACUUAGAAUUCAUCCCCAUUAAUCUACACACUCAAAGAAUGCAGGUUAGCUGCCCAAGGAAAACGGAUGCAGCUUAUGAUGUCAUUACUGUUGGAGCCCCUGCGGCCCAUUUUCAGGGAUUUAAAAAUGGAGGUCUUCAGAGACUGCUAAGCAGAUUUGAAGCAGAAAAAAAGAACUUCAGCACAACAUACCAGUGCAUCUACUAUUCUCCAGAAAACACAGCCAAGGCCAAGGAAGUCCUCACUAGCAUCAGCCUCCUGCAGCCUCUCAUAUCCAGCCUCGCAGACCAGUUGCUGCAGGCAGCCCAGCAACACUGUUCCAGCUCCCUAAAGGAGGCUUUGAAGACACUCUCAGACAAAACGGAGCAGUUUGUGCACGCUCUCAAAGACGAGCUGGUGAAGAACGCGCUGCUUGCGCUCUACACUGCCCGCCCUGGCUACGUCAAUAAGAGUCACUCCGCGGUUUGCAACAAUGUGGAUGGCAGCGAAAGCCCGCCCAAGCAGGAUCGCCCACCUCCGCUGAAGCGGCAGGAUUCAAUCCCCCACCACUCAGAAUACGACGAGGAAGAGUGGGACAGGGUGUGGGUAAACGUUGCCAAAAGCCUGAACUGUAUAAUUGCCAUGGUGGACAGGUUGCAGGAGCAUGAGAACAACAACCAGGAUGCAACAGCAGAGCCGUCACUAGCGGACGUCAUCACGUCACACACACCCGGGGACUGGCAGGAGCAGCUCUACCCUCUAGUGGUCACACUGAAGGACUGUGUCACAGAAGUGGUGGAUCGAGCCCGGAAAUCCAUGACUUUUGUUCUGCUGCAGGAGGCAGCCUGCAGUAUUCCUCAAGGCCUGUUGCUCAAGCAGAGACGAGAUUUGGUCUUCAGCCAAGCACUUGCUGCCUUGGCCUGUGGGUUUGUAAUGCGACUUUACGCGGGUCUCAAGGACAAAGGCUUCCUGCAGCAGCUUCAUCUCGUUGGGCUGAUUGCACAGUUUGAAAGCCUGCUCAGCACCUACAGUGAAGAAAUUGGAAUGCUGGAGGAUAUGGAAGUUGGCAUUUCAGAUCUGCAGAGAGUGACAUUCAAAAUCACAGAAGCAAAGUCUGAGGAUCCUAGUGAUCUGCAGCCUGUUGUCAGUGGAAGGCGGGAUUAUUAUACUGUAGAAGUGCCAUUACCACAUGAGAUUUUUGAGGCAUUACCAAAUGAGAUCAAAGAAGGCAAGCCAUUACAAGUGUAUCCAGUGCUCUUUAACAUUGGGAUCAACCAACAACAGACGCUAGCAGAAAGGUUUGGAGACAUCUCCUUACAAGAGCGAAUAAACCAGAAAAACUUUGAAAUUUUAGAUGGCUAUUAUAAGUUAUUAAGUGAAAAGGUGCCAUUGCAAUAUUUACCUUGUUUCCAAACACAAACUGACUUGAAAGAAUUACUUGAAACUCUUCAGCAGAAUAUUCUGACAAAGAAGAGGAAGAAUGUGGAAAUACUGUGGCUUGCUGGAACAAUCUGCCGCAGACUGAAUGGUAUCAGGUUCACCAGCUGUAAAAGUGCCAAAGACAGGACGUCCAUGUCUGUCACACUGGAGCAGUGUGCUCUGUUGAGAGACGAGCACGAACUUAACAAGGACUAUUUCAUUAGAGCCCUGGACUGCAUGCGGAGAGAAGGAUGCCGGAUUGAGAACGUGCAGAAGAACAUCAAGUGCAGAAAAUAUGCGUUCAACAUGCUGCAGUUGAUGGCUUUUCCAAAGUGCUACAGACCUCCAGAAGGCACCUAUGGAAAGGUUGACUCAUAAACAAAUUAGCUUAAAAUUGACAUGUAGGGACUGAUCCAACAGCCAGAAACCAAUUCACUGCUGAUGCGUAGAACGGUGUGUCCAGGGCAUGUGGACAUAAACACUGUUGUGUCUCUCCUCUUAAAGGUAUUUUUAUGUUUAAACGUGAUGAAAAACGAUGUGAGUGUAUUUUGAAAGUAAGAGUUUUAUUUAAGCCAAGUAUUAACUUUCCCAUUUCAGGAAAAAUUCAGUGAAGGAAAGUUUUUGUGUGCUUUAUGUGUUUUGAUACAGGCAAUGAUCCUGCAGCCAAUGUAUUUUAAAUAGUUAUAAUUUGCAUGAUACCAAUGAGAGCACUUUUUUUACCGUAUUUACUCUUUUGGUAUGCACCAUACCACAGUGCAUAACCGGAGCAGCUUAUUUUUCCACUCAAACAGGACCUUGGGCAGCACUUUUUAAGGGAUCUCUGAAGUUAGCACACAGCUAGAACAUAUACAGUACUGUAUGAAAAGAUUUAAUUUGCAUUUGUUGUGUCAUUGAUCAAUAAAGAGCUCUAAGCACUUCAGUUUGAUGCACUUCAGACAGAACCCUCAUUAUUUGUGAACAGAUUAUGUUUUUACCAGCAGUAUUAAGCUUUUGUGUUUUUUUCAUUUGAAAUUAGUACCGUGUUUGUUUUUAUGUUGUGUUCAUGGGCUGUGUGAUCUCUUUUAUGGAUUCUAGUCCUUUUCUGAGUUGAAGUACAUAGGUGGAUGACAUCAAACAAACCAAGUCAUUUGGCUCAUGGAUUGAUUGUUCGUCUUGCUGUUACUGCAGCCUUGUUGUCAUAUGUAGCUCAGAUAAAGUUUUUUCUUUCAUAGGUAAGAGCUGAUAUACUGUACUCCCACAUUACAAAGAGUAAGAGUAUAUCUGGCAUCUGCAUGAUGCUUUUUCGUACUGCGUGAUGCUUAAGGUUCUACCACCAGAUAUACAUGUAUAAAUCUGUUCUGUUCUGUGACAGUCAUGCUCGCACGUGCAGACUGCUUGUUUUAAUAUGGAAGGUCUCUGAAAUGGGGUGAGGUUAAACACUGCUGUUGUCACUCAGGUUAAACCAGCUCAGAACAAUCAAGGACAAUCCUCAGGACCAAAUACUGAAGCUGGGGAACAUUACCAGGCUAAACCUAUUGAUACUGACAAACAGAAGGCAAAAGGUUUUUGAUGAUAUGAAAACAACUGAAGAUUAUUAAUGUGUUCUGUUGCAACAUAGGACCUUUUAAGUAAAGAACACGGAAUUUUUAUAUACUGCUAAUGAAGCACAUGUUUUUGUGUUUUUAUGUCCCUUGAACUUGAUAAAGUAUAUAGGAUUUAUUGUCUGGUUCAGUGGUUAUGGUAUUUUACCAGACUGAAUGUAAUAUUUCAGUUGCUCAAGCAGUACAACACAGUAUAUAACAAGUAGCUGAGCUGGUAGCAGUCUCACACAUCAUUUUAAGUGCUUCUUAAAGCAAUGGCACUCUCACCUACAUCAUAGAAGUUGCUUAUAAUAAGGGAUUCUGAUAUUAAAAAUACACAGCAGAAUCUUUCUAGACAGGUAACUGUUGUGUACAAAAGGUUAGAAGAAUAAAAGACCAACAGAUUGUAUAUUAACAGGACUAUCAGGCACUACAGUAAAAAAGUUGUAAGCAAUACUGUAUGCAAGUCAGGAAUGCCUCAUGUUUUAAUAUUUGUUCGGGUGAAUGUGUUAAUUUUUUUAAAGAAAAGCCGUACUUAAAAGCCAUAAGUGUUGUUACUCUUAUUUAUAUGUAGCCUUUGUGAAAGUAUGUUUGUGUUAAUUAGCUAUUGAAAGCAAUGAGUACCUGUUUUUU